This is a messenger RNA of Spodoptera littoralis (African cotton leafworm), 765 nucleotides long. NCBI's taxonomy places the organism in Eukaryota, Metazoa, Arthropoda, Insecta, Lepidoptera, Noctuidae. The record is from the annotation of a GenBank genome assembly.
AUGAACGUGAUUUAUCACAAAAAGGAAAGAAAAGGAAACGUAGAAGGAAACAGAAACAUAGAAAGUGAUAAAAUGCGCGGCGUAGUGGUCGUAUUGUCCUGUGUACUUGCACUCGCUGCCACCAGCUCCGUCAACUACUGCGGCGCCAGCAUGUGUGGAGGCAACAAUACACAUACUUACUGCCAGUAUCCAGAAGGUCCUAGUCCCAACUGCAUUGGGUAUGUAAAGGUCAAGCUUAGAAGCAGAGAGAAGGCGAGACUGCUAAAACGGUUUAACAGCGGCAGGAAUAAAGCUGCAGCUGGCGGGCUAAAGGGGUUUCCCCCUGCUGCGAAUAUGUUAAAACUGCAUUGGGUUGAGGAGCUCGCUCGUGAAGCCCAGCGCUGGGCAGACCAGUGUCGUCCGCCGCGACGCCCCGAAGAACGCGACACCUGUCGUGAUUUAUAUUCAUUGACAGUUGGUCAGUGUGUGGCGUCAGCAAUUGGCACAACGCCGCAACGAGUCGACUUUAUGGUCGACAUUUGGAAUAGACAAAGCAAGUAUUAUAAUCACAGUGUCACCAGAUACGAGCCACGCAAUGGAAAGGUAGUCUCCAGAAUGUGGAGAGACUUGUCUGCAACGUGGCCCCGGCCGGGCCGAAGCGGCACCGCCGAUUGUGGCGCCCUCAGGCACCAGCUGAACUCUGUCCAUAUCGUGCAAGAGUAUCCAGUACAUGGAUUAACCUUUGUGAUUACCCUGAAUCGGUUCGGGAGCUACAAGAAGCGUUAA